AUUGCAACACCUAUAGUGAAAAUAAGAAGAUGAGACUUGCUAUUGCCGAAUUUACCAAUCAUGCUGGUGAUUGGUACCAACAUCUCAAAUCCGAGAGAAGAAGAAAAGAGGAGGAUCCAAUAGAGACAUGGGAAGAACUUAAAGAAGCCAUGAGAAAAAGGUAUGUUCCAAAACAUUAUGAAAGAAAUUUGAAAACUAAAUUGCAAGGUUUGAGGCAAGGAACAAAAAGUGUGGCGGAAUAUUAUCAAGAGAUGGAAACUAUGAUGGAAAGAGCAAAUGUUAGAGAAGAAGAAGAAGAUACCAUGUCUAGAUUCCUUGGAGGUUUGAAUCGAGAAAUUGCUCAUCUUGUUGACAGAAAUCCACCACCAUAUCUGGAAGACAUGUAUCAUUAUGCUCUCAAAAUUGAAGACCAAUUGAAGGAAGAAAAAGAGCAUUCAAAAAGGUACACAUCACGAACUAACAUCUUUUCAAAUUCUAAAACUUGGAACAAGGAUAGUUUUGUGAAUAGAAAUGAAUCAAUGUCACCAAAAGAAAAGUUUGUGGCUGCUAAAAGAGUGGAGGCUGAGAGUUCCAUUGGUAAAAAGAAUGAAGCUUCAAAGACGGUAAAGGAGAAGUCUAGUUCUAUUCAAUGUUGGAAGUGCAAAGGGUUUGGACACAUGAGGAAAGAGUGUGUUAAUAAAAAAAUUAUGGUGAUAAGGAAUGGUAUACUUGAUUUAAAUGAUGAAUGUGAGGAUCAUGAUUCACAUCUUGUGGAAGAAAUCGCAGCAUAUGAUGAUGAGUAUGUUGAAGAAGGUAAUUUCAUAUUUUUUAUCACAAGAAGGGUACUCAAUGUUCAAAUCAAGGAAGAGAAAUUUGAAGAUCAGAAGGAAAACUUGUUCCACACAAGAUGUUUGAUCAAAGGAAGCCCAUGCAGCUUGGUGAUUGAUAGUGAAAGUUGCACAAAUGUGGUAAGCAGCUUCCUUGUAAAAAGACUUCAACUUUCUGUCCAUCCACAUCCAAAACCAUACAAACUUCAAUGGUUGACAAACGAAGAAGAAAUUAAGGUGAACUCCCAAGCUCUUAUUUCUUUUACUCUUGGAAGAUAUAAAGAUGAAGUCCUUUGUGAUGUCGUACCAAUGCAUGUGGAGGACAUCUUGUUCGGCCGAUCUUGGCAAUAUGAUAGAAAGAGAAAAAAAGAAAAGAAUGUGAAGAACCACAGUGGAGAGAAGAAACUAAGGUAA
Cucurbita pepo subsp. pepo (vegetable marrow) is the source of this 1220-nucleotide messenger RNA. The record is from RefSeq and is a predicted model, not a curated record. NCBI's taxonomy places the organism in Eukaryota, Viridiplantae, Streptophyta, Magnoliopsida, Cucurbitales, Cucurbitaceae.